Dermacentor andersoni is the source of this 9294-nucleotide messenger RNA. RefSeq names its product endoplasmic reticulum aminopeptidase 2-like. Lineage: Eukaryota; Metazoa; Arthropoda; Arachnida; Ixodida; Ixodidae. Gene Ontology annotation, biological process: peptide catabolic process; proteolysis. Gene Ontology annotation, cellular component: membrane; cytoplasm. The record is from RefSeq and is a predicted model, not a curated record. Gene Ontology annotation, molecular function: zinc ion binding; peptide binding; metalloaminopeptidase activity.
AAAUAGGGAAUAGGGUAGGGUGGCGACAGCAUCCUUCGUCUGCAUCACGAUGAAAGAGGGAGACGUCGACUAUGUUGCUUUCCUUACCGACAACAAGCUACUUGGUCGCACGUACACCAGCUGCCCACGGCACCGGGCUCUGCUGCUGGUAGCGGGCACCUUGGCGGCACUGGUGUUCGUAUCUCUGGUAGCAGCCCUGGCUCGACCGGUGUCGCGCUGUCCUCCCGUGGCCCGCCCCGAAGGGUCGAUGCCGGGUUGGUCACUCCGGCCAACUCCCCCACCAGCCGAUCCGUGGCCGCACGUGAGGCUGCCCGACUUUGCCCAGCCCGUCCACUAUGCGCUGGUGCUGCACCCCAACCUGACCACUGCCACCAGCUUCGGUUUUGUCAACAUCAGCCUGCAGUUUGUGCGCUCCUCAGACUUUAUAAUAGUACAUGCCAAGAACCUGAGCUUUCUCCAAGUUGGUCUGCACAAUGCCUUGACCGUCCAAGUGAAGGGCUUGCGCUAUGUUCCCCUGCAUGACCAGGUGUACAUACAGUUGAAUGAGUCUGUACCAGCAGGCAACCAGGUUGUACUGCACAUUGCAUUCUCGGGCACGCUGGACCGUGACCUCGUGGGGCUGUACCUGAGCUCGUAUGUGACGGCAGCGAACGAAACUCGGCGCCUGGCAGCCACCCAGUUUGAGCCCACAUCAGCACGGCGUGCCUUUCCCUGCCUGGACGAGCCUGCCUUGAAGGCCAGCUUUGAGCUGGAACUGGUGCACGAGCAGAGCCACCAGGCGUACGCCAACGCACGCCGCCAGAGCCUGCGACCAUUUGGGGGACAGCUGGUUUCGAGCCGCUUCGAGCGCUCACUACGCAUGAGUACCUACCUCGUGGCCUUUGUCAUCUGCGACUAUGAGGCUUUGACCAGCCAGCUGGGUGCAGUGCAGCUGCGAGUACUAGUGCCAAAGGAACAGAGUGCACAGGGGCAUUUUGCUCUCAGCAUGAUGAAGCGGUCGCUGGACUUCUUCAAUGACUUCUUCAGCAUACCAUACCCCAUGAGCAAACUGGACCUGGUUGGUGUGCCUGACUUCGGUCCCGGGGCCAUGGAGAACUGGGGUCUGGUCACGUUCCGCAUGAGCUCACUGCUGUACGACGAGGCAGUGACGCCCGUGCGCAGCCAGGAGCGUGUUGCUUCCACGGUGGUGCACGAGAUUGCCCACCAGUGGUUCGGCAACCUGGUGACCAUGCGCUGGUGGGAUGACCUGUGGCUCAAUGAGGGGCUGGCCACCUUCCUCGAGGUGGUCUGCCUCCAGCAGCUGCAGCCCGAGUGGCGGCUCGCCGAGCUCUUUCCUUAUUCGACCACCCAGCCUGCGCUGGAGCUGGACAGUCUGGACACCAGCCACCCAGUGUCAGCUAGCGUGCGUGACCCAGCCGACAUUGAUGCCCUCUUCGACUCCAUCUCCUACAACAAGGGUGCCGCUGUAGUGGCCAUGCUGGAGGGCUUCCUGGGCCGGCAGCAGCUACGGAAAGGCCUGACCCAGUAUCUGAACAUGUAUCGUUACCACAACGCUGACACUGCAGACCUCUGGGACACCUUCACAAAUGUGACCUCUGGACAGGUGGGAGUUUCACAGGUCAUGGAGACGUGGACACGACAGAAAGGCUUCCCACUUGUGCGACUUUCAGUCGGGAGUGAUGGAUGGCUGCAUGCUACGCAGCGGCGAUUCCAGCUCCUGCCUGCUGACCUGGUCACUGAUGUGGCAAGGUGGCACGUGCCGCUCACUUUUGUCACGGAUGGCGGUCAGCAGCGUCUGGUCUGGAUGAACAGCACUGAUUUGGAUGUGUCCCUCGGUGAGUCAGUGCCAUCCUGGAUCAAGGCCAAUGUGAACCAGACAGGCUUCUAUCGGGUCAACUAUGAUGCGCCGAACUGGGCGGCCUUGAUGGGCCAGCUCCAGCGUGACCACCAGGCACUGUGGCCAGCAGACAGGGCGAGCCUACUCGAUGAUGCCUUCACCCUAGCCAGGGCUGGGGAGCUGAACCUGUCAGUGGCAUUGGAACUGGCAAGCUACCUGAAGAAAGAGCGGGACUUCGGGCCAUGGGCAACAGCUUUGCCCCACUUGCUUGACCUGCAGCGCAUGGGCAGUGACUCUGACUGGCUGCCUGUUCUGCAGGGGCAUCUCUUGUCACUCCUGAGACCUGUUCUGGCUGACUUGGGAUGGGAGGACACAGGCCCGCACCUCGACAGAAAGCUUCGUGCCGAGAUUCUCCAUGCUGCCCUUGAGCUGGAAGAUGAACAGGUGCUGCAGGAGGCCAGCCAUCACUUUGGCCAGUGGAUGUACGAGCAACGGAGCCUGGGAGCCAACUUGAAGGACGUGGUGUACCGAGCGGGUGUGCGCCAGGGGGGUCGGCGUGCCUGGCAGCACUGCUGGCAGCACUACCUGUCUUCCCAGGUGCCCUCGGAGAAGGCCCUGCUGCUCCAAGCUCUGGGGGCAUCGCCCAGCCAAUGGCAGCUGCAGCAAUACCUGCAGUUCUCACUGGAGCCAGACAAGGUACGUGCCCAAGACACACACACGGUCAUUGGCGUCGUGGCCAGCAACCCUGCUGGUCAUUUGCUCACCUGGCACUUCCUCAAGAGCCAUUGGGACGCUAUUUACAGUCUUUUCAAGGAGACAACAUUCUCUCUGGACAGCAUCCUAUCAGCUCUACUGCCAAGGUUUCACACUGAGUAUGACUACCAAGAGGUGAAGCAGUUCUUUGGCCAAGUGGAGUUGCAGUCUGGCCGGCUGGCCCUGGACCAGGCUCUGGAGCGCAUCCGCUCAAACAUCUUCUGGUUUGAGCACGUGGAGCCACAGCUACGACAGUGGCUGCUGCCAAACACCUAGACACUUGCAGCCAGAGCACUACUUGCAUGUCACGAGGGCCAUCAUCUCUAGGACCAUCUCUGCUGUGUGUGCUCUGAAAGAAGUUUUGCACAUAUCUUGUCCUCAUACAGUAAUUGUAAUUCAAUGUCUUGCUUGCCUCUCCUUUGUUGAAAACUAUACGCUCGCUACUUUCCAGUCAAGAAUGCUAUGUUUACGCUGAUGCUGUUUGUGACUUGGAAGUACUGAGCGUUAAAAAACGAAAGGCACACAAGAUAGUCAAUUAUUUUUGGUGACACGAAGAUAAACCUCAAAGUGUGCUAACUUUGCUUGGAGUGUACUUGAAAGCCACAUGCCAAACUGCAAGUGCGCAGGUAUUUGCCGUAUUUCUGCGACGUGUAAUCGCAGGAUGCUGUCCUAUUAGCGGCGAGAACUUGGAGUGGCGCCCUCUUGCGAGUGAUGUCACGGCCAGGAGGCGGCUCGCUCGGCUGCCGUGCGCCUCUUCGUGCAUGCUUCGGUUAUGGGUGGCUCGAGCCGUACGUAUUGAAGGAUAUGUUGGCUUCUUUCUGCUGUCAUGCCUGCACCACAGUUCCUUCUUCAAAAGCGCAUGAGUCGAGAAAAUUCGUGGCUUGGAUAUCGCAAGCUAUGUAGUGUUGAAGGGGUCUACUGGUUUUACAAUGCACCAUGUCUGUCCAUAAAUUUUGCAUAAAAAGAAUGUCUGCAAAUUCAACAAGUGAAGUUGUGUACGAUGCUUCACUAAGCACUUACCAUUCCCUUAGCACUUAGCUAUGAGAGACAUUGCAUUGUACAUGGAAAAAAAAUCUUGAUCAUCGUCAUCAUCAUCAGCCUAUUCAUGUCCACUGCAGGACGAAGGCGUCUCCCUGCGAUCUCCAAUUACCCCUGUUCUGCGCCAACCGAUUCCAAAUAGCACCCGCAAAUUUCCUAAUUUCGUCACUCCAUCUAGUCUUCUGCUGUCCUCUACUGCGCUUCGCUUCGCUUGGUACCUAUUCUGUUACCCUAAUGGUCCAAUGGUUAUCUAGUCUGCGCAUUACAUGACCUGCCCAGUGCCAUUUCUUUCUCUUAAUGUCUAUUAGAAUAUUGUCUAUGGCCGUUUGCUCUCUGAUCCAAACUGCUCUCUUUCUGUCUCUUAAAGUUAUGCCUAGCAUUCUUCGUUCCAUCACUCUUUGUGUGGUCCUUAACUUGUUCUCAAGCUUCUUUGUCAGCCUCCAAGUCUCUGCACCGUAUGUCAGCACCGGUAAAAUGCACUGAUUGUAUACUUUCCUUUUCAAUGAUAACAGUAAGCUCCCAUUCAGGAACUCACCAUGUCUGCUGUAUGCAACCCAACCCAUUUUCAUUCUUCUGUGAAUUUCCUUCUCCUGGUUCCCUGUGAUUAGUUGAGCUAGGUAAACGUACUCCUCCACAGACUCUAGAAGCUGACUUGCGAUCUUGAACUCUUACUCCCUUGCCUAUCUAUCUAUUAUCUUUGUCUUCUGCAUAUUAAUCUUCAGUCGAACUCUUACACUCUCCCUGUUAAGGUCCUAAAUCAUUUGUUGUAACUCGUCUGCAUUGUUGCUGAAUAGAACAAUGUCAUCAGCAAACCGAAGGUUGUUGAGGUAUUCGCCGUCAAUCUUUACUCCUAAGCCUUCCCAAUUUAAUAGCUUGAAUAUUUCUUCUAAGCACGCAGUGAAUAGCAUUGGAGAGAUUGUGUCUCCUUGUCUGACCCCUUUCCUUAUAGGUAUGUUUCUACUUGUGUAGAAUUAAGGUGGCUGUGGAAUCACUGUAGAUAUUUUCUAGGGUAUUUACAUAAGCGGUCUGUACUCCUUGAUUACGCAAUGCCUCUAUGACUGCUGGUAUCUCUACUGAAUCAAAUGCUUUUUCGUUAUCUAAGAAAGCCAUUAGAGAGGUUUAUUGUACUCUGCGGGUUUCUCAAUAACCUGGUUAAUGACAUGGAUGUGAUCCAUUGUAGAGUAACCUUUCCUGAAGCCAGCCUGCUCCCUUGGUUGACUAAAUUUCAGUGUUGUCCUUAUUCUAUUGGAGGUUAUUUUGGUAAAUAUUUUAUAUAAUACUGGGAGUAAGCUAAUGGGCCUAUAACUUUUUAGUUCUUUAACGUCGCCCUUUCUGUAGAUUAGUAUAAUGUUUGCAUUCUUCCAGUUUUCUGGGACCCUUGCAGUCGAUAGACACUUCGUAUAAAGAGCCGCCAGUUUUCCUAGCAUUAUGUCUCCUCCAUCUUUGAUUAAAUCGACUGUUAUUCCAUCCUCUCCUGCCGCUCUUCCUUGUUUCAUGCCUUGCAAGGCCUUUCUGACUUCAUCUCUAGUUAUAGGAGGAGUUUCUGUAUACUGUUCAUUACUGUUUUGAAUAGAGCGCUCCUGAGGCACUAGAAAGGCACUGCCAAGCAAAGCUGUCAUCAUGAUUCUUAUUACUCUAGUGAGUUGUUCUAAUCAACUAUGGCCACUUUAUUAAUGUGUAAAAAAAAGUUAGGCACGCACUUCAUAGGAAAAAGUUUGCUGCUACUUUCACCGCUCUCUGAAACAGGCCCCCGUAAAACAAAUUGCUCAUGGCUGCUAACACGAUGGGGCAUCAUGUAGAGUAUUUACAUAGUUAAUUCACAAAUACCAUAGUAGCAAUCACCUGAAAGAAAAGUUUUGUGGUUAAGAUUGAGAGCCAAUCAAUUGCAAACGAUGAAAUGUCUUCUGAGUGUAGUGCUUUCUUCUUUGUUGAGCUUUGGGUAAGGUGGUGGGUACACCCUGCGUUCCAGCCUGUGAUGUUGAAGGAUCCCUGAGUACGGUCUCUGCCUCCGCUGGCGCAGACCGGGCGUCUCGAGAGUAGGAAGGGUUGGCCCGGCAGGUGUGGCCUCGGGCCGCGGCGUGUGCCGCUUCGUUCCCCUCCAGCCCCUCGUGCCCAGGAACCCAUGUCACGCAGGUGUAGGGGAUCAGAGUACUGCGGUGUUUUAAUAGCUUCAGUGCUUCUGUCGACACGCGACCCUUAGCGUAGUUCCCGACGGCUGCUUGAGAAUCGGAGAAGAUCACAGCUGCGUCCAUUCACGUGGUUGUUGCUAGGGUGAUCGCCGUCUCUUCUGCAAUCUCGGGGUUUUGUGCACGGACUGUGGCAGACGCUAGCUCUCUGCCCUGAGAAUCUACGACGCUCAGGGCGUAAGCGUUUCUUUGCGGGUAUUUGGCUGCGUGUAGUCGAGCGUAUACGAAACCUUUCUGCCGCCUGCAUCAUUGCCCAGGGUAAUUUAAACAAGUUUUUUUUUUUUUCUGAAAAUGAAAUAGAACUGGACAAGUAGCAUAUUUUAUUUCUCUGAUAAUGCUAUACAAGAACUUUCUUACAAGGAUGCCUUUUUUUUUUUCAACGAGUGGUUGAGUACUAUAGUGACACAGAAUUUAACUGAGGAGAGCUCUCGUCAUCGCACAAGUACUUGAAUGUCCUGGGGGAGUCUCUAAUAAUGUCCUGCAUUUACCUCAAUUUCUCAAUUAUUAAUUAAGGCUCUGUUCGUGAUAAUAUUGACGCCAUUAGAGAUUCUCGAGCACUGAUCUGUCACAGUAGCUUGACUUAAUGUUUGCCUUUAGUGUCCCUGUAAAGAAGCAAGUGGUGCUGGUAGGAUCUAAACUGCAGUGUUAAAGGGAAGCUGAAGAGUCUGUCGAAUUCAAUAAGACGCUCAUAUACGGAUGUGGGAACCUUAUAAACCAUGUAGGUAAAAUUUGGGGUUUUUUUUUUCAAUUAGGAGCGACGUAAUCAUCGGUUGAAAUUGCGCUGUAGCUCCGCCCCCCGUCAAAUGCCGCGCGCUGCUGCUGACGCUGACGAUGCGAGCGGAGACCGGAAACCGCGGUGUUGUGACGCUAACUCUAGUGUUUCGUUCUUUCGCAGCGUCCGCGACCGUGCCUGACCGCGCUUGUUUCUGCGUGUGUGCCAUCGUAAUCUGCUUCGAUCGACCCUGCAUUCGUUUGUUGGUGCGUCUGCGUGUAUGCAGAGUGGUAGUCAACGUGCGUGGUAGUCAACGUGCGUGGAAGUCAACGUACGUGGUAGUCAACAGAUGAAAGUUACUACACGUACUGCAUGAACCGGGAAGCUUUUCACACGUUUAAACCGUCUUUGUAGAUUGCCCACAGCUUUGGACAGCGCACAAAUGCUGACGAUCGCAUCCCCGCUUACGUUCCACGAGGAGGCAUGCAGGAACACAACACUACAGUUGUUUGACCGGAAACGAGCUCACUAGAUCGGCAAAAGAUCGGCGAGAUCACUAGAUCGCUUUGCAAAAAACAUACUCACCAAAGAGCAUUUCCAACACGAGGAGUUCCCAAGACUUUGCUUUCGUUCGCGUCGACAGCACUGCUCGCACCAGCAUCGUUUGCUUCUUCGAGAGGCCGGCUCUUCGCAAUCGGCUCGUACAUGUAGGGAGUACUCAGAAAAACGCAGUCUCUCUAAAUUUUCCAUUACCGUCUCAGAAAAACAGCACCAAACUACCUGGCACCGCGCUUCAUGUGUAGCGGCAGCGGUCGGUUACUAGAGUUGACGUCACGAGGCGCCCGACCAAUCACAGGCGGAAAUGAGACGCGCGAGCUGGGCGUGUCCGCUGCUGCACUUUUCGUCGAAAUAAAAUAUAUUUGCGCUUUCUUUCGCUCAAUUUCGAUACGAUAUUCGAAUUCGGUGGGUUGAAAACCAUUAUGUACAGAUGUUCACUCAUUUUUUCUGGAAAACCUUUCAGCUUCCCUUUAAGUCCUCGUAUUACUGCAGAGCGUUUCUGUGCAGAAAUGCAAAAAUUCGAUAUUGUACCAUGAACCACUCGUCAUGAGCAAAACUGUUUUAGCGGAUUAAAAUGAAGGUAACUGUUGUAGUAGUAAUAUAUAGCCAGCGUUUGUGACAGUUGUUGCACCGUAGCAGGUAUGGUAUCAUAACUGGAUUCUCAUAUGCUAAAUUUUUGCGGUUAUCGAUCCGCUCAUGAAAAACCCGCAAUAGGCGGGUCUGCGCUCCUUCGGCUGGCACUGUGGCGUUGCCUUUGAGAACUGUAUUGUCAUCUAAGAAAUAAGCUCCUUCAAUAAAUUUUUGCGAACGAAGAUGUCGUAAAAAUAUAUUUGAGACGACCGCCAUAAGUAUACAAGCCGAGGGACAGAAAGCGAACAAAUGAAAACGCUGCAAAAGGCACCCAGACACCACCCGAACUGCAGCAGACGACAGGCUCGGGUCCGUGCCCUGACGUUAUGCGAGUGGCGCUCGCAGUGCCUUUGUAGUUCGUUCUCUGGGCUAAUAGGAUCUGGUCAGUUUCCUGUGUUUGUGCUACACAGGAAAUGCCAAAAUUCUUUGUUGUUGUACACCAAUAUGUUGUCUUACAGUACUUCAGCAUUUUGCAGUGGUUAGCACAAAAAGAAGAGCAACCUAGCCAUACAAUAUUUCUGAACAUGUUACUUCAGAGCUAACAAUUCGCGUUGCAGUCUUAGACAAUGUGAAAUAUUCUGCAGUUGCACAUUCUUAAAGGUUGCAUUAGAAGUUAAAAGCAUGAAAACUGUACAUGAAACCAAGUUGGAACAUGAUUUUCAACUUAACUUCCUUAUGGAUAAAAAUAGUUAUGUGAUUGGCAUUCAUUGGACGCUUCACAAACUUUCUGGUAUCUGCGCAGGUAUCUAAAUGUUCUUAUUUCAUGUUGACUUUGGUCACUUAUGUGCCGCUCUUCAAUGACACAAAAACAAAAAAAAGUAUCUGGUGCUGGGUGGAAUCAAAACCAUGCCACACACACGCACACACACGCACACUCUCUCUCUUGCCUGAAUAUGUAGAUGCAGUGGGCCAUGUGUGGAUUUGGUGGCACCGUUGCUAGAUGACGCAGUGUGUCUAUUUGAGCAUUGCUUCAUUGCCAAUGGCAUUAACAUCGACACUCAUGGUAAGAUGGGUUCAGCCAGAAUUCUUUUUUAAAUGCAAGAAGUGUUGCAAGAAUGCUAAAAAAUGUUUUCAUGGCAUUAACUGCCUUGAGGUUUUAAGGAAGAACUGAAUGCAGGUAUAUAAUGAUCUCCACUAUAUCACCAGUUGCUUUUUUUUUUUUCAACUUUGAAAACAAUAAUGGCAUCUUGUAGUACAUUUGGUAUUGCAGAAAUCAUUGUGUGUGUGGUAACUGUAUGUAUCACAGGAUUGUGUUAUGUUAGCUAGUUCGUGAAUGAUAUUAACUUAGCUAGCCACUGUAAAGAUUGUGGCUGUGUGCCAGACUUUUGGUGUUGUGUCAUAACAAGGUAUAAGGAGCAAAAAUAAUGUGAUAUAUGGGAACCGCAUGCAAUUUUCAAAAGGGGCAAUGAAUGUGUAAGCAUGCCAUCGCUGAACCUGCACGAACAGUUGUUUCUUUCACCUUCAAGUCAAUAGUGGUCAUAUGCUUAUAUGUGUAUCUUUCGUUGUUUCCCUUUCCUGCUAUGUGUGUGAUUUACUCUGUACAUAUGGAGUUGGCAAAAAAAUAAAGGCAAUGGUCAGCA